Molecule: messenger RNA, 1897 nt
Organism: Cervus elaphus (red deer)
Lineage: Eukaryota; Metazoa; Chordata; Mammalia; Artiodactyla; Cervidae
Gene: SSBP2
Product: single stranded DNA binding protein 2
Exons: 17
Coding region: 217-1326 (369 amino acids)
Biological process (GO): positive regulation of transcription by RNA polymerase II
Cellular component (GO): nucleus
Molecular function (GO): single-stranded DNA binding; protein binding
Source: RefSeq, a predicted model, not a curated record
AGGCUGUAGCCGCCGCCGCGCGCUUCGGCAGGCCGGAGAGGGUGGGGGGAGGCCUGUCAGUCUCGUGCGUUGCCUGGGCGAAGGGGGCGGAGCUUUGGCGUGGGGCGGCCAAUAGUGGGGGUGGCUGCGUGGGUCGCCAUGGGGACGGGGCUGUUCCCGGGGAGGCUGUGAUGGGUUGACAGGUGCGUGACAGUGGGAGCUGCUCUCGGCACAAGCAUGUACGGCAAAGGCAAGAGUAACAGCAGCGCCGUCCCGUCCGACAGCCAGGCCCGGGAGAAGUUAGCUCUCUACGUAUAUGAGUAUCUGCUCCAUGUAGGAGCUCAGAAAUCGGCCCAAACAUUUUUAUCAGAGAUAAGAUGGGAAAAGAACAUCACGUUGGGGGAGCCACCAGGAUUCUUACAUUCUUGGUGGUGUGUAUUUUGGGAUCUGUACUGUGCAGCUCCAGAAAGACGGGAAACAUGUGAACAUUCAAGUGAAGCAAAAGCCUUCCAUGAUUACAGUGCUGCAGCAGCUCCCAGCCCAGUGCUAGGAAACAUUCCCCCAGGAGAUGGCAUGCCCGUAGGCCCUGUGCCACCAGGGUUCUUUCAGCCUUUUAUGUCACCUCGAUACCCUGGAGGUCCAAGGCCCCCACUGAGGAUACCUAACCAGGCACUUGGAGGUGUCCCAGGAAGUCAGCCAUUACUUCCCAGUGGAAUGGACCCAACUCGACAGCAAGGUCAUCCAAAUAUGGGUGGGCCAAUGCAGAGAAUGACUCCUCCAAGAGGAAUGGUGCCCUUAGGACCACAGUCUGACCCUUGGUUAUCAUUACAGAACUAUGGAGGUGCAAUGAGACCCCCACUGAAUGCUUUAGGUGGCCCCGGAAUGCCUGGAAUGAACAUGGGCCCAGGUGGUGGUAGACCUUGGCCAAACCCAACAAAUGCCAAUUCAAUACCAUACUCCUCAGCAUCUCCUGGGAAUUAUGUAGGUCCUCCCGGAGGUGGAGGGCCACCAGGAACACCCAUCAUGCCUAGUCCAGCAGAUUCAACCAACUCUGGAGACAACAUGUAUACUUUAAUGAAUGCAGUACCUCCAGGACCUAACAGGCCUAAUUUUCCAAUGGGCCCUGGGUCAGAUGGUCCUAUGGGUGGAUUAGGAGGAAUGGAGUCACAUCACAUGAAUGGCUCUUUAGGCUCAGGAGAUAUGGACAGUAUUUCCAAGAAUUCUCCCAAUAAUAUGAGCCUGAGUAAUCAACCGGGCACUCCAAGGGAUGAUGGCGAAAUGGGGGGAAAUUUCUUAAAUCCUUUUCAGAGUGAGAGUUACUCCCCUAGCAUGACAAUGAGUGUGUGAUCCAUUACCAAGUCUCCUCAUGGAAACCACAGUGAGUCAGCCCUUCACAGAACUACUACGGAAGAAAAUUAUUCAUCACAGUGUACAGUUAAACAAAGGAAUCUCAGUCACACCAAACCAACCUUUUUAUUUCCUGCUCUCUCCCCUAUUUUGUGAAGAAAGCGGGUCCAAACGUGAUUCGAACAACUGUACGGAGCGGCACAUUAGAAUUGCCCUCAACUGAACUGCAAAUGAUUAUCUGUGUAUGUAUAUGUGUGGGAAAGAGAAUGUAUCGUAUGUGUGUAUGUUAUAUGGACACAUGCACAUACGUACAUUGACCCACAGGACAUUGUAAAAUACUAUCACAUGACAUCUUAAGUAGAAAUGAGUAGGGACUUUUAUUCCAUCCUUUUUUUCACGUUUACAUUUUAAUUAUUAAAAGUUGCUCCUGCCCCUCCCUGAACUAUUUUGUGCUGUGUAUAUCACUGCUUUAUAUAAGUUAUUUUUUAAGGUGAACUCAGAUGUUAUGGUUUUGUAAAUGUCUGCAAUCAUGGAUAGGAAUAAAAUCGCUUAUUUGAGAGCUUUCAUUAAA